This is a messenger RNA of Homarus americanus (American lobster), 1458 nucleotides long. Its product is annotated as cytochrome P450 6B1-like. The transcript has 3 exons. The record is from RefSeq and is a predicted model, not a curated record. The annotation marks the transcript as partial. Gene Ontology annotation, molecular function: oxidoreductase activity, acting on paired donors, with incorporation or reduction of molecular oxygen; iron ion binding; monooxygenase activity. NCBI's taxonomy places the organism in Eukaryota, Metazoa, Arthropoda, Malacostraca, Decapoda, Nephropidae.
AGACUCAGAGACUCAACCCGAUAGCAGUAGUAAUUGAACGACAAUGUUCUCAAGACUACAGGUUGCCAGGUACGGACGUUAUCUUAAAGAAAGGACAGCAUGUUACCGUGCCUGUCUGGAGUCUUCAAAAUGACCCUCGCUAUUGGACCAACCCAGACCAGUUCCUCCCAGACCGAUUCUUGCCCGAGAACAAUCACAAUGUGAUCAGCGGCACCUACCUUCCCUUCGGUCUUGGACCCAGAAACUGCAUCGGAAUGAGGUUCGCCUUCAUGGAGGCCAAGUUGGCAUUGGCUAAGGUGAUCUUGAAGUUUGAGAUGUCUCUGGCGCCUGGCCAUGAAGAAUUGAAAUUGUCCGUGGUGGCCAUGAAACCCACAGAUGACAUCAUGCUCGUGUUCAAGUCACUCGAAGACGAACAAUAAGUCACCUUAUUUUGACUUUCCAUUGUGACCCUGACUUGGCUCAGAUAUAACCAAAUUUUCUAUGAAAACCCAAACUUUUAUUGAAACAAGUUAGCUUUUUCAUAUAUCAUCUUGAAUACAUAAUUCAAUCAAUCAGAGUACCGUCCUGAUAUCUGAGGGUUGGCCCAAGAACGUUUAAAGUGGAGUACUUCCGCUCUAAACGUUUUCGGGCUGUUUUUUACCGAUCCUCCAAGAUUUUGUAUCUCUCUGGGGACCCAGUUUUUAAUUUCAUUCAUCCAUCUCAGUCUCUGCCUUCCCCUGGCCCUCCUACCUUCAACUUUGCCCAUUAAUAUCUCUGUUAUUAUCCCUUCGUCCAUAAUUAUAUAACCAAAAUAUCCCAUUUUUCUUUUUCUGUACAUUUCAAUUAUUUCUCUUGAAGUUUUUGCGAAUCUUAGUACUUCUUCAUUUGUUUUCCUGUCUGUGUAGCUUCUUCAUAGUAUUACCCUAUAACACCACAUUUCAAAGACCCCCAACUCUCUUGCUGGUGUCUGCCGAAGGUGUCCACACUUCUGACCCAUACGUCAGUCGUUACCAUAUAAAAUCUUUCAGCAGUCGUUUUCUCAAUUUGAAGUUAAUGUGCCUUUUCAUUGCGUAGAUUAAACUUGACCUCUCACCAGAAAAAAUACCACUAAUUUUUGCCCUAUUUUGACCUUCUGUGACCUUAACCUUAGCCCAGUUAAAACUAAAAUAAAUAACUUUUCUUUAAUCUCUAGUUCCAUAAAUGCGCUGAGUUUCGCUGCAGUUGGUUUGAUUCAGUUAAAUACAUACGUUGAUAGAUUCCUUACCACUAUUACAUUCAUUAUACCACCUGUUCCUAGUAUCAUCAGGGAUCAACAUUAUACUUAGCUGUCGUUCCUAAAUUUGUCAUUGUUACUUCUGUGGUAUAUGAAGUAAGGAUCUACAGUAGUCUCUUAUUAUUCUAUUUUUACCCCAUAUAUACAAUUUAUUCUAUUUUACCCCAUUUAUACGAUUUAUUCUUUUUUUACCCCAUUUAUACGAU